This is a messenger RNA of Stylonychia lemnae, 1314 nucleotides long. The record is from the annotation of a GenBank genome assembly. NCBI's taxonomy places the organism in Eukaryota, Ciliophora, Spirotrichea, Sporadotrichida, Oxytrichidae.
AUGAGUAAAAAUAAACUAUCAAUUAGUUUCAAGGGAAAUGGCUUGUUUAGAGAUAAAAAAUCAAAUCAAUUUAUUUCAUACAUGUACGAGACAAAUCGAUUGAUCCCUAGAUAGAUUUAUAAUGAUGCUGCUACUAAAGCUUUACUAGCAGUAGGUAGCUCAGUGUCAACUGGAGUAGGUUCAGUUGUCUAUGGGACUUUUGCAAUUAAUAUUUUACUGAAGCAUGUUCAUUUAUUUAAUUGGAACAAUAUCUUUGAUUUUUCUUUGUAUCUUACUUAAGAUUUUAGCAAAGUAUUUUGUAUUCUUCAAUAUAAUACCGGUAGUGAUUAAUUUGCUUCUAUAUUUGCUAUUGCUUUAUUUGUAGUGAUGCUUAUAUUUCCAUUUGCAAUUUGGUUCAUUGCUUUUAUUUUCAGAAAUAAAUUAAACAAUGAAAACAUUAAAGAGAGGAUUGAUUAUGAAUCAGAUAUUGAUAAACAAUACUUCAUGGGUUGGUAAUUGAUAGCGAUAGUUGCUAUAAACAUAAUUGGAAAUAUCACUUUAAUAGUAAUUCAAUCAUUUUAUUCCCUCAAAAAUAAUUUAAAAAUUAUGAAAGAUAAGGUUAAAAUUGUGUGGUAAAAAUUAUUUUCAAAAAAUAAAACUAGAGAUAUAUUUGAGGAAAAUAAAUAUUAAGAAUCGCCGAGGAAAAAUACUUCAGAAUUUUAAUUUUUAGAAUUAGAAACCACAAAAAUCUUUUAAAAAUAAACUGGAGAUUAAGAAGAAAUUUAUUUCGUCAAAUAAAGAUAGACCUAAAUGAAGAUUAUCAAGAAUAGAGGAUAAUCAAAAUAUGAUUCUAACUUCUUUGCUUAAUAAUAAAAUUCAACUCUAAAAGAUAACUAAAGCAUAUUUAAAGAUGAAAUUGAGAUCGAACAUGAUUUUAACUUUGAUCAAAUAGGUUAACCAAUUGAAUCUCUAGCAUAUGCAAGGAAAGAUUAGUUAACGGCAAGGAAUGUAUACAAGCGAAAAGGAGUUAAACAUAGAUCCACAUAAAAAACUAAAACUAAAAGAUUAUAAUUAGGUCUUUAGUAGGAGCAAUAUAGUUCAUUAAAGAAAAAAGAUUCUUGCGAUUUGGAGGAUUAAUCUUAAAACAAGCCAUUAAAUGGCAGUGAGAAGAAAAUACAAGUUAAAGAAGAUGAUUAUAUGAGAGAAUAUUUUCUUAAUAUUGGAUUCAGAGACCUUUAAUCAUAUGAUUAAAGUCAUUUUAAUGACUAAUUUACUAACAACCAUAAAAACUAUAAUUUCCAAGAUUAUAAAAGAGAAGACAUUUGGAAAAAAUGA